AUGGUGCGCGUUGCCACGCGAGCGGAUCCCGAGCCGCCCAGCACCCUCACGGCCUCGAGCCACACGACGGGCUGCAGCAGCAUGGGAGACUGCGCCCUUGUCGAGACCCGCAAGCCGGCUGCCGAGGCGGCCCCCGAAGAGCAGCUCCGUCACCCAGGAGGAGUCUUGCCCAACCCCUUGGUGGAUGACUUGAAGGAGACCCAUGCCCGGCGAGGCGUCUUGAUCCCCCUCAAGACGACACAAGAGGUGCGCCAGGACCAUGUCAUUGUCCAGGCCUACAUCACGAGAGCGCCCACCAAGUCGGCCAACGAGGUCAUCAUGGCUUUGCGAUCGCUGCGACCUGAAGGUAGUGCUAACCCCCUGCCUCAUCUUCGCACGUGCGCCAAGCCGACGGACCUUCCCGCACACAUCAAGACGCAAUUCAUGAACGACACGCCGGCUGGCCGCCAGAUCCACACGACAAAGUCCAACUGGAUCUACAUCAUCGUUGGCGAGGUCAAGGAGAUGGACAGGGAGGAGGUGGUGCUGACGCUGCUGAAAAUCGAGGGGCUCGAGCAGGACGUCUUCAUGGCCGUCAUCCCCAUCCCGCUCUUGGCGCCCACGUCGCAGGUCCAGGCGGCCAUGUGGUCGUCGCAGUUUUGGCCGACCGUGUACCGCAAGAACAACCCGCUCGGCCCUCACCCUGGCAUGGUGGGACGCGGCACCGAGGACAUCAAGGACGACGCCUCGGUCUGGAUGGCCCUGGCCCAUCGGGUGGCUCGCGAGGCCAAGAAGGCCGGCAUCGGCGAGCCCAUGGGCGCCGUCAUUGUGCAGCGGAGCGAACGGGGCGCCGAGCUCGUUGGGCUGGCCGGAGACGCGCGCCGGCACCAAAAGUCGGGAUCGGGAAUACCCAACAACACCAUGACGCACUGCGUGAUGCGCGCCAUCAGCAUGGUGGCGCAGAAGCUGGUCCGGCACGAGUGGCGGGCGGGCGGGCUGCCCGCCGGCGGCCCUAACCUGGCGUUUGACGCGUUCCAGGACCAGCCGCUGCUGGGCAUGGAGCGCGCCUGCUUUGCGCAGGAACACCCCAACAAGGAGGGCUACCUCUGCCACGGGCUGGAGCUGUACGUGACGCACGAGCCGUGCGUGGCGUGCUCGAUGGGGAUCCUGCACUCCCGGAUGGGCAAGGUGGUCUUUUCCAGGCACAUGCCUCGCACCGGGGGGUUGAGCUCGGAUGAUCGCCCUGACGGAGGUGGACGAGGGUUGGGCCUCUUUUGGAGGCGGGAGCUCAACUGGAGCUUGCUGGCGUGGGAGUGGGAGCGCGAGGGCGUGCCCGAGCUGCCGCUCGUCGACCCGACCACUCAUGUUUAG
Molecule: messenger RNA, 1350 nt
Organism: Hirsutella rhossiliensis
Lineage: Eukaryota; Fungi; Ascomycota; Sordariomycetes; Hypocreales; Ophiocordycipitaceae
Product: cytidine and deoxycytidylate deaminase zinc-binding domain-containing protein
Exons: 2
Coding region: 1-1350 (449 amino acids)
Cellular component (GO): nucleus; cytoplasm
Molecular function (GO): tRNA-specific adenosine-34 deaminase activity
Source: RefSeq, a predicted model, not a curated record